AGGCUCAGUUUAAAUAUUCUCCUUCUAUCUUCUCUUUCUUUCUCAAAAAUCAAAUUCAUGACCUCCUUUACUGACCUUCUUGCCGGUAACAACAAGAUGGACAGUAGUGCACACAGCUGGGGAUAUUCGGACCAGAAAACCGAUCGAAUUGGCGAUGAAGUGCCAAAAUUCAAGUCACUUCAACCUCCUUCAUUACCCUUCUCUGCUGCUCCAGUUUCUCCAUCUUCUUAUUUCGCUAUCUCACCUGGUUUUAGCCCAACUGAUUUCUUCAGCUCACCUAUGUUUCCCUCCCAUUACACUAAUCUUUCAUCUCCAACUACUGGGGCUUUUGCUGGUGAAGCAUUCAACAGGAUGAGUGGUAACUCUGCAGAAAACCAGCUGGGGGUGAAGGGGGAAGAGAUAUUUACUUCUGAUUUCUCUUUCCAGCCUCAAACAAAGCCUGCUUCCGUCUUUCAAUCUUCUUCAAACAUGGUCUCAGGGGAAGAAUCGUUUAAAAGACAACAAGAAGCAUGGAAUUUCAACAAACCAACCGACCAAACUGAAUUUUUAAUGGAGAAGGUGGAAGUAAAAGCAGAGUUUGCACCAAUAAAGAGCUUCACUUCAGAAAUGGCCACAAGCAAUGCAAAAAGGCAGAGUAAUUCUGCUCCUUUGUCCGGCCACAAUCAAUACAGUCACCAAGCUCCAUAUAGCAGAGAGCAGAGAAGAACAGAUGAUGGAUACAAUUGGCGAAAAUACGGACAAAAACAAGUGAAGGGAAGUGAAAAUCCGCGUAGUUAUUACAAGUGCUCGUACCGAAAUUGCCCAAUGAAGAAAAAAGUUGAGAGAUCUUUGGAGGGAGAGAUUACUGAAAUAGUAUACAAAGGAACUCAUAAUCAUCCCAAGCCUGAUCAGUCUAGUAGACGAUCAACUCAAUCAUUUCAACCUUCUUCAUGCACCAGUUCAGGGAUUUCUGAUCAGUCAGGUGUAACACUUGGCAAUACACAAAUGGAGUACUCUGCCACAAUGCAGGAAGAUUCUUCAGCCUCAAUUGGAGAGGAAGAGUUUGAUCAAACGAGUAAAUCAGGAGGAGACGACGAUGAAAAUGAGUCUGAGGCCAAAAGAUGGAAGGGCGGAAAUCAAAACGAGGGGUUUUCGGCUUCUGGGAGUAGGACUGUGAGGGAACCUAGAGUUGUAGUUCAGACAACUAGUGAAAUUGAUAUUCUUGAUGAUGGGUAUAGAUGGAGGAAAUAUGGACAGAAAGUAGUAAAAGGAAAUCCAAAUGCCAGGAGCUACUACAAAUGCACAUCGGUAGGUUGUCCAGUGAGGAAACACGUCGAGCGAGCGGCCAACGACAUGAGGGCUGUGAUCACCACUUAUGAGGGGAAACACAACCAUGAUGUUCCGGCAGCUCGCGGCAGUGGUGGCUAUGCUGCGAGUAGGCUGUCAUCCAAUAACAGUAGCAGCAACAUUAACAUACCCCAGCUAAUAAGGCCCUCAGCCAUGGGCACCCAUCCAAGUUACCCAGAUUCUUUUCAAAAUACAAGGUUAACAACAUCAGCAAGUCAAGCACCAUAUACCCUACAAAUGUUGCAGAACCCAGCUGGGGGAGUAGGAUUUUCAGGGUACAGAAAUCAAAAUCAUGGCUACGUGGGUCAAACACAACUCUCAGAGGGUGUGUUCUCUAGGGCCAAGGAAGAACCAAACACAUUCCUUGACUCAUUCCUAUCUGAGGAUUACUAACAGUGGAAUACAGAGGAAGCAGACCAACUAAUUACAUACGUUUUUUAUAUGUAGUUUCAUAGCAUAAGCUGUGUAAAAUUUAGUUGCAUUUGUUUUUUUUCUUUUAAUACGGUUUGAAGCCAUUUAAAGCUUUAGGAAAUAUAUUUCAUUUCGAUUCAAUUUAUAAUAAAAGAAGAACAGAGAAAACAAGGUGAAUGUUGAAUGGUCAAA
Messenger RNA from Alnus glutinosa, 1929 nucleotides. RefSeq names its product probable WRKY transcription factor 33. The transcript is spliced from 5 exons. NCBI's taxonomy places the organism in Eukaryota, Viridiplantae, Streptophyta, Magnoliopsida, Fagales, Betulaceae. The coding region runs from base 58 to 1719 and encodes 553 amino acids. The record is from RefSeq and is a predicted model, not a curated record. Gene Ontology annotation, molecular function: sequence-specific DNA binding; DNA-binding transcription factor activity. Gene Ontology annotation, biological process: regulation of DNA-templated transcription.